AUGGGCAUUCAGUUCUCUCAAAUUUUUCCCUCGUCGCCAAACUUUACAUCGGAUAAUAUUCCCAGCCAAACCGGCAAAGUUAUCCUCAUUACAGGUGCAGCCUCUGGCAUCGGCUUGGAGCUAGCCAAGAUCCUUUAUCGUAAAGGAGCCAAAAUCUAUAUUGCGAGUCGAUCUGAGGAAAAAGCCCGCACUGCCAUCCAGAAUAUCCAGCGCGAUGUUCCCCAGAGAGAUGGCGAGUUAGUCUUUCUGCAGCUUGACCUGGAUGACCUCACGACUAUCAAAGCUACCGUCGAAACCUUUCGAGAGAAAGAGUCCAAGCUAGACAUACUAUUCAACAAUGCAGGUGUUUCCCAGCCUCCAGUUGGAAGUGUCUCGAAACAAGGAAUAGAGCUUCAACUCGCAACUAAUUGUCUGGGACCAUUCCUCCUCACCCAUUUACUGCGCCCACUGCUUGAAAAUACCGCUAAGGCCGCAGAACCUGGAUCUGUUCGUGUUGUCUGGACAAGUAGUCAGGUCGUUGAGUUUUCUGCACCACGGGAAGGAAUGAUCAUGUCGCAGCUCACGAACCCACCUCAAGACCCUGUGGUGAACUAUACAAAUUCCAAGCUAGGAAAUCAUUUCCUAGCCGCAGAAAUGGCACGUCAAGACGGCGAUAAAGGAAUUAUUAGCGUUGCACAUAAUCCUGGAGCUGCUAAUACAAAUUUGCUCCGCAAUGCACCGUGGAUGAAGUUCUUCUCGAGACCGUUGUUGCAUAGUCCUGUUCUGGCUGCCCAUACGCUUCUUUUUGCUGGUUUCUCGCCUGAAAUCAGCAUUGAGAACCAUGUUGAUGCAUAUGUUAUUCCUUGGGGUCGCAUUCAUCCGGGAGUUGCAAAUAACAUACAGAAAGCAAUUGGGAGGAGCGAAAAUGGCGGGUCUGGAAAGGCGAAGGAGUUUUGGGAAUUUUGUGAUGAGAGAACGAAGGACUAUACUUAA
Penicillium angulare is the source of this 972-nucleotide messenger RNA. RefSeq names its product NAD(P)-binding protein. Bases 1 to 972 code for a protein of 323 amino acids. The transcript has a single exon. The record is from RefSeq and is a predicted model, not a curated record. NCBI's taxonomy places the organism in Eukaryota, Fungi, Ascomycota, Eurotiomycetes, Eurotiales, Aspergillaceae.